CGUCGACAGCGUUACUUUUUCCUCCAUCGACCGGGCGGUGAAAAUUGGUGCAAAUCUGCUCAUUAGUGAACUCUGUCGGCGUGCAAAUGACGCUCGUGUCGUUCACCAGCUCGUUCCGGUGCUAGAUGCAGUCAGCAGCAGCUUUAGCCGUUUGUGGUGACCGAACGUGACGACGGAUGUAUAAUUUUGUGAACUCAAACUCUCGUGCAACCAACGGGUGUGGUUUCAGUGAAUAAUUAGGUCCCGAAGGAGCGACCCCAACAAGAAGACGCGAACGCGACAGACAAUUAGUGCAGCCCCGCAUUUUUCAAGGACUACAGAAGAAGCCUUGUCUUGUCCGUGUGUGCGCGUGUGUGUGAGUGUGUGUGUGCGGGUGUUGUGACAUUGAGACGAACGGAGGCUGGCCCAACGCGCGCGCACCACGGCCCUCUCACAACCUAUACAGAAUCGUGCGAGGAUAAUAGGAACCGGUGGCGGCGGCGGAACACGUUAGGCAAACGGAAGGGGAAGCUUUCCGGUAGCGUUCGGUUCGUUCGAGUAACCCCCAUCGUGUCCUCUGGAGUGGAGCGGAGUACCAUACGCUCGAGCGGCACGGAAGAAAGCACGCGCAGGACACCUGGCAGGAUCCGGAGGGAGAAGUGGUGGUUUCUUCUACGAUGAUGCCGAAACGAUCACGUCUGGGUGACGUCCGCGGACCCAUCUCGAAUGGGCCGAUGCAGUCGCGACCGCUCGUGGCGCUGCUCGAUGGGCGCGACUGUUCGAUCGAGAUGCCGAUACUGAAGGAUGUGGCCACCGUUGCAUUCUGCGAUGCACAGAGCACCUCAGAGAUCCAUGAAAAAGUAUUAAACGAAGCCGUUGGCGCACUGAUGUGGCACACAAUCAUUCUGACGAAGGAAGAUCUGGAAAAGUUCAAAGCGCUCCGGAUAAUCGUCCGGAUUGGCAGCGGGGUCGACAACAUUGACGUGAAGGCGGCCGGCGAGCUCGGCAUCGCCGUGUGUAACGUGCCGGGCUACGGGGUCGAGGAGGUGGCCGACACGACCAUGUGCUUGAUCCUGAACCUCUACCGAAGGACCUACUGGUUGGCGAACAUGGUGCGAGAAGGCAAGAAAUUCACCGGCCCGGAACAAGUGCGAGAUGCAGCGCAGGGAUGUGCCAGAAUACGGGGCGAUACACUCGGGCUGGUCGGACUGGGGCGCAUCGGUAGCGCGGUGGCGCUACGGGCGAAAGUGUUUGGUUUCAACGUGAGCUUCUACGAUCCGUACCUGCCGGACGGGAUCGAGAAAUCGCUCGGGCUCAACCGCGUCUACACCCUGCAGGAGCUGCUGUUCCACUCCGAUUGCGUUUCGCUGCACUGUACAUUAAAUGAACAUAAUCAUCACCUAAUCAAUGAGUUCACGAUUAAACAGAUGAGACCCGGCGCAUUUCUGGUAAACACGGCACGCGGUGGCCUGGUGGAUGACGAGGCUCUGGCCAUUGCGCUGAAACAGGGACGAAUCCGGGCGGCCGCACUUGACGUUCAUGAGAAUGAGCCAUACAAUGUAUUUCAGGGUGCACUGAAGGACGCCCCGAACCUACUCUGCACGCCACACGCAGCCUUCUACAGCGAGGCGGCCACGACGGAGCUGCGCGAGAUGGCGGCGAGCGAAAUCCGGCGGGCAAUCAUUGGCAAUAUCCCGGAGUGUCUCCGGAACUGCGUGAACAAGGAGUACUUCCUGCGCUCGUCGACGGGCGGUGGUGCCGGCGGAUACUCAGAAGCUGGUAUAAAUGGCGGCUAUUAUUCAGGUGGAUUACAGCAAGCCCAUAGUACAACACCGCUCGAGGCACCGCACAGUGCAGGAUCGCAUGCGCCACCCAGCGGCGGCGGUCCCCCGCCACCGUCCGUUGCCGUACCGCCUGUUUCCGCUGUUACAGCGCCACCACCACAAGCCUCUUAGUGCCCCAGAUCCAAGUAAUCAUCAUUCGGUUAAGCCGGAACCAUCAGAAGUACAUUAGUUUUUAUCAUUAUAAAAUAAUAUAUAAAUAUAUGCUGCUACUACCUUUACAAUUGUAACAAGAACAAAAAGAAAACACACCUUUAACACCACCACCACAACCACACGUACACGUACGAUACGAUGAAAGGCAACAAUCAACAACAACCGGGCAGGCAGCAGCGAGGCAUUCAUUCGCAAACUGAUGAUGGCAGCCAAUAGGAGGAAAAAGGACCGCAUUAUAAAAGAGUAGUAGGGAAGUUACAAAACCAACAACCACACACACAUACACGAAAUCACACAACAUUAGUAAAAAUGACGUUUGCCAAGGACUGGGGGAAUGUAUGAGGCAAUGAUAAUGUUACAAACAGAAACACACGACGACACCUUGCAACUCGAGGGACAUUGGUGAAGACAAUGAACAACAACAGCAACAAAAACAACAAUAAUAACAACACAACAGCAAACAAAAAAGGUGUGUGUGAUUAUUUCUUUGACGAACGUUAAGUGAACUAUUGACUCUAACGAGGAGAAAGAGAGAGGACCCUAGGAAAAAGAGUGGAUGAUCGUAUGAGGAUGAUUUUUUUUAAUUGUUUACGUGUUUUUGUCUUUGACAAAGAGAAAACUUAAACAAUGUGUACGAAAAUUUAGAUUAAAGUAAGAGUAAACUAUACUACUACCUACGUAAAAAGCAUGCGAACACACAACACACACACACACAGAAACAUAGAAAUAAAAAUUAAAACAAGGUACACAUGCAGAUUUAUAGAUCGUUGCCCCCCGAGAGAGAGAGAGAAAGCAGCCACCACCAGCAGCCCCGUAAUAUGAUAUGAUGAUACAAAUGAGAUCCACAACACACACACACAUACAUCCACAUGUGUACACAAUCGGAGGAGUUGAACAGAGCAGAGAAUUAAUGUGUAAUGGAUAAUAAUAAUGGAUAAUAAUAAUAAAAAUGUGGAGGAAGAAGCACUAACGGUACUUUAAUGCAUUAGUAGCGUGCAGAAGCAAACGGAGAAAGGACAGUAAAAAAGAGUAUGGAUGUACAUGUGUGAGAAUGAAAGCGGAUAACAAGAAGAAAAUCUAAAAAAAGAAAAUGAAAAACUUGCAGCGAGAACGGUGCAAGUAAGUAAGUGAACGCAUCGUUAUUGAAGGCAAACGCAGUUUGAAGGAUACAAAUGACAAACGCGAAUGCAAAUGAAAGCGCAAUCGAGCACACAACUCACAUUGCAGAGUUGAUAAUAGAGCGAAAAAGAGAGAGAGAGAGAGAGAGCGAGUGCAGUCCCUCAUAUAAGAUAUAAAGCAUUAUAAGUUGCAAACACACACAUACGUAGAAAGAAAGUAGCAAAAACAUUCACAAUACCCAUACACACGAACACACCGGACACGACGCAGGAAGCGCGGCGAUCGUGUGUGUGUUUCUCUGUGUAUGGGUAGGUGCGCACCGCCUGCGCCUGCACUCGUCUAUUUGUAUGCGCGUUUUGUGACAAAAUAAUGAUUAAAAACCACGAGAAAAAUUAAUUGUUUUUCUUUUUUUCGGUACGCGCCCCCCCAUGUAUGCAUGCGUGUGUUUUAUAUGAGAGGAAUAUAACGCGAGGCAAGAGCGUGUGUGCACGAGAGAGAGAGGGAGAGAGGGCUAGAGAGAAAGCAAGGGAUAGCGAGCGAAUGAGCGAAUAGGAUGACCGCGAUUAUGAAGUGAAUGGAUUAGCGAGCGCUUAACAUUUUAUGUGCAUAAAUUUGUGAACCCUUUCACCGCAGGAAGGCGGAAAAAGAUAUAAAUAAGGGCUCUGCCCGUUCUUGCAGGAUAAAAUGAAAACAUUAGGGUGUGAUUACAGCGCUGUGCUGAACAGCGCGGGUGGUCACGACGCACUCAGUUUGGGGUGCGCCGGUGUUGUACCCUCCUGCUGCUGUUAGUAACAGGUUGGGUAGCAGGUUACACGACAAAUCAGGACGGCACAUGAACACAAACAAACACACACACACACACAAGUAGUGGAUUUCGACGGAGCAGAGCAUCCAGCAGAUAGUAGGGUUAAAGACUUGACACGUGUCCUUUAGAUUCUGUUUUUUUUUCUUUCCUUUCGCUCCCUUUCUAUACAGCAAGCAGAUAGGUGGUUGUUAUUUGGAGGCAGCAAAAUGUUGCAAAACUAGGCGAAGAAUCGGACCGACGCAAAAAACAAACAAACUCCUAUUCUUAAAUGCCCUACUUUCCCCGUUAGUACAGCUUAUUUUUUUAAACAAUAAAAGUAAUUCUUGAU
Anopheles cruzii is the source of this 4228-nucleotide messenger RNA. It is a transcript of the gene CtBP, whose product is annotated as C-terminal-binding protein. Lineage: Eukaryota; Metazoa; Arthropoda; Insecta; Diptera; Culicidae. The coding region runs from base 657 to 1934 and encodes 425 amino acids. Gene Ontology annotation, molecular function: oxidoreductase activity, acting on the CH-OH group of donors, NAD or NADP as acceptor; transcription corepressor activity; NAD binding. The record is from RefSeq and is a predicted model, not a curated record. The transcript has 8 exons.